Racocetra persica is the source of this 372-nucleotide messenger RNA. Lineage: Eukaryota; Fungi; Glomeromycota; Glomeromycetes; Diversisporales; Gigasporaceae. The record is from the annotation of a GenBank genome assembly.
GACAACAUUAAUAUACGUCUACUGCUACAUUUAUUCCGAAAUUUGGUCGCUAUUAAAGAUCUAACAGAUCACAACAUACCACGAACUACUUUACAGAACAAAUUAAUUAUUUUAUACGAACAAGAAGGGAUUUUGAAGACUCUUUUCAACCUCGCUUCUGAUAACAAAGAACUGUCGCAAUGGAAUAUGAUAAUUCAAGAGAUCUUUUAUCAUGUAUUUUAUGAUGUAGAGCCACAGUUCUUAUUAAAGGAACCCAAAAAGGAAGCGGAAAAAAGAGCAAAAAAAUUAUUAGAGGAGGAGCAGGUUAAAAAAUUAAAAAUUCAAAAUAAAGACACUCGAUAUAAUGGAUCUGUCUGGAUUCAAGUGCCACCG